Messenger RNA from Peromyscus eremicus (cactus mouse), 1668 nucleotides. Its product is annotated as L-amino-acid oxidase-like. The transcript is spliced from 7 exons. The record is from RefSeq and is a predicted model, not a curated record. NCBI's taxonomy places the organism in Eukaryota, Metazoa, Chordata, Mammalia, Rodentia, Cricetidae. Gene Ontology annotation, molecular function: L-amino-acid oxidase activity; polyamine oxidase activity. The coding region runs from base 1 to 1668 and encodes 555 amino acids. Gene Ontology annotation, biological process: amino acid catabolic process.
AUGGGGAAAUCCAAUGUGGUGGGCAGGUCUUCCUCAUCUGUGUACGUGGCAGUCCCACUGACCGACGUGAGGGAAGACACCUUAGCUAUGUUCUCAAGCUGGCUGGCUCUCACCCUCCUGGCUGUGCUGAGCUUGGAUACCCAGGCCUUCAACAGCCAGCUCGUCAAGUGCUUUGAGGAUCCCCAGUAUGAGGAGCUGCUGCAGCUGGCCCGAAAUGGCCUGGGGCAGACAGCAGAGAGGAAGCAAGUGGUGGUGAUCGGGGCGGGCAUGGCUGGACUCACCGCUGCCAAGAUCUUGCAGGAUGCUGGCCACCAGGUGACUGUCCUGGAGGCCUCAGGGCGUGUAGGUGGCAGAAUCGAAACCCACAGAGUUCCUGGAGCACACUGGUACAUAGAGCUGGGUGCCAUGAGGAUCCCUAUCAACCACAGGCUGUCUCACGAGCUCAUCAGGAAAUUUGGGCUGAUGUUAAAGGAAUUCUGUCCCUGCAACAACCAGACCUGGGUGCUGGUGAAUGGAGUCCGGCAGCGCUCGGGGGCGGUGCAGGCUGACCCUGGCCUGCUGGGUUAUGAAGUAAGAGCUGACGAGGUGGGAAAGACGGCAGAGCAGCUCUUUGAUAAGUCUCUCAGGAAGAUUGUGGAAGAGCUGAAGAACAGCAGCUGCCGUGAGGUCCUGGAGAAGUACGACUCCUUCUCCACCAAGGAGUACCUGAUCAAGGUGGGGAACCUGAGCCGUGGGGCGGUGCAGAUGAUCGGUGACUUGUUGAAUACAGAUUCUGGCUACUACGAGGCCUUCACAGAGACCCUGCGUGGCAUCAUCUCCUUCUUCCAAGAGCCCCGGUUUGAUGAAAUCGUUGGGGGCUUUGACCAGCUCCCCCAGGCCCUACACAAUUCGCUCCUCCCGGGGACUGUCUGGUUCUACUCACCAGCAGAGGAAGUGGAGAUGUCUGGAGACUGUGUCCACGUGACCUACAGGACACCUGACCCUCUGCAGCCCAGGGCACGGCUGACUGCAGAUUUUGUGGUGGUAGCCAUCACUGCCAAGGCUGCCCGGCUCCUCCGAUUCCAGCCAUCUCUCUCUCUAAACAAGCAGGAUGCUCUGCGCUCUGUCCACUAUAAUAGUGCCACCAAAGUGAUCCUGGCCUGCACACAGCGUUUCUGGGAACGAGAUGGCAUCUUUAGCGGAAAGUCGAGCACUGACCGGCCUUCCCGCUUCAUCUACUAUCCCAACCACGUCUUCCCCAAUGGUGCGGGCGUCAUCCUCGCUUCUUAUACCCUGGAUGAUGACUCGGUGUUCUUCACAGCCCUGGACCACAAUCGGGUAGUGGACAUUGUUCUGGAUGACCUCGCUGCUAUUCACAGUCACAACAAAGAGGAACUCCGGACCCUCUGUCCCUACUUCACAGUCAAGAACUGGAGCCAGGACCCCUAUUCCAUGGGUGGCUUUGCCUUCUUCACCCCUUACCAAUACGUGGACUAUGCCCAGGAACUCAGCCAGCCGGAAGGGCCGGUCUUCUUCGCAGGUGAGCACACAGAUAUGCCCCACGGCUGGAUUGACACUGCUAUCAAGUCAGGGCUCAGGGUGGCAAAGAACAUUCAGGAAGCUGUGGACUUGGCUUUGACAAGGAACCCCAGGAACACAAAAGAACACUUCUCCAAAAGCGAACUGUAA